AUGUGGUCGACUCUACUCCUCUCUUCUCUCCCCCUAUGGGUGCCGGGGGUGCAGGCAGCCUUUGAAAUCAUCACCACCGAUAGCGCCUAUACGAUUGACGCGAACUCGCCCAACCCGCUCCAAUUUACCGUCGACCGGGCCAGCUGCGAUGUCACCUCUAUCAAGUUCAACGGCGCGGAGCUGCAGUACGAGGGUAAAGGGAGCCACAUCGGCUCCGGACUGGGCAGCGCAACUGUCUCGGCAACCAAAGACGGUGGGUUGGAAACAGGCGACUAUAUCAAGGUGGUAUGCGAUGCGGACACUCUUACGCAGUAUUUCGUGGUUCACAAUGGCGACCCUAUCAUUCAUAUGGCUACCCAUAUCACUGAAGAGCCGUCCAUUGGCGAAAUGAGAUACAUUGCUCGUCUGAACGCCGAGCUGCUCCCCAACGAGGAACCCUUCGGGGAAGUCUCUACUACGUCCAGUGGCACGGCUGUUGAGGGUUCCGAUGUGUUCCUCGUGGGCGGACAGACCCGCAGCAAGUUCUACUCCAGCCAGCGAUUCAUCGACGACCAGAUCCACUGCGUCUCAGGAAGCGAGCACCGCGUCUGCAUGAUCCUAAACCAGUACGAGAGCUCAUCCGGUGGCCCUUUCCAUCGCGAUAUCAACAGCAACAACGGAGGGGACUACACUACGCUCUACUGGUACAUGAACUCGGGCCACGUCCAAACAGAACCCUUCCGAAUGGGUCUCCACGGACCCUACUCGAUGUACUUCAGCCGCAGCGGAACCCCAGAAACCGACAUCGACACUUCGUUCUUCGCGAACCUCGACAUCCAAGGCUAUGUCCCUGCCGCCGACAGGGGGAAAGUCAGCGGGACCGCAUCGGGGGCUGAUGCAGACUUCGACUGGGUGAUUCACUGGCACAACGACGACGCCCAAUACUGGACCUACACCAGCAAAGACGGCAGCUUCUCCUCCCCAGCCAUGAAACCCGGCACCUACGACAUGGUCUACUACCAGGGCGAAUUCGCCGUAGAGACCACCUCAGUCACAGUAACAGCCGGGUCCACCACAACGAAGGACAUCACCGGCUCCGUAAAGACCGGCACUACGAUCUUCAAAAUCGGAGACUGGAACGGACAACCAACCGGCUUCCUCAACGCAGACAAUCAACUCCGCAUGCACCCCUCCGACGAGCGCAUGGCCGCCUGGGAACCCUUAACCUACACAGUCGGUAGCUCCGAGCUAACGGAUUUCCCCAUGGCUAUCUUCAAGGGUGUCAAUGACCCUGUGACAAUCAGCUUUACUGCAACGUCGGAUCAAACGGGUGCUGCUACGCUCCGGAUUGGGACGACGCUUUCUUUUGCCGGUGGACGGCCUCAAGCUACUAUAAACAAAUUCUCCGGCGAAACCCCACCAGCGCCGACAAACCUCAACUCGCGGGGCGUCACGCGCGGCGCAUACCGCGGCUUCGGCGAGGUGUACGAUGUGGAUAUUCCUGAGGGGACGAUCGUCGAGGGGGACAACACGGUUACGAUUAGUGUUGUGUCUGGGAACUCUGGGGAGGAAUUUUUGAGUCCGAAUAUUGUGUUUGAUUGUGUGGAACUGUUUCAGUGAUCUACCUUUUACACAUAGGUAUAUGAAAUGGCGAGUUGAGGGUAGGUCUGGUGUGGGUGGAUG
Aspergillus campestris IBT 28561 is the source of this 1662-nucleotide messenger RNA. RefSeq names its product putative rhamnogalacturonase B (gene rglA). The transcript is spliced from 11 exons. Gene Ontology annotation, biological process: pectin catabolic process. Gene Ontology annotation, molecular function: carbon-oxygen lyase activity, acting on polysaccharides; carbohydrate binding. The record is from RefSeq and is a predicted model, not a curated record. Lineage: Eukaryota; Fungi; Ascomycota; Eurotiomycetes; Eurotiales; Aspergillaceae. The coding region runs from base 1 to 1599 and encodes 532 amino acids.